Molecule: messenger RNA, 6887 nt
Organism: Rhea pennata
Lineage: Eukaryota; Metazoa; Chordata; Aves; Rheiformes; Rheidae
Gene: NHSL1
Product: NHS like 1
Exons: 8
Coding region: 110-5368 (1752 amino acids)
Biological process (GO): cell differentiation
Source: RefSeq, a predicted model, not a curated record
ACCGCCGCUUUGCGGAUGAAGACUCUUAGCGCCGGGGACGCCUAGCUCGCCCCCACCCCGCGCUGCCUUGCCUUGCCUUGCCCUGCCUCGCCCUCCUUGCCCGGCCGCGAUGCCUUUCCCCCUGCGGACCCUGGAGCCGCUGAAGCUGUGCAGGUUGGAGGAGGCCGGCGGGGAUGGCGCCGCGGGCGCGGAGCGGGGCGGCCCGGCGCAGGGGGACAAAGCGGCGGCGGCGGAGGGGGGCGGCGGGCGCCGCCGCGGCGCGGUGCCGCUCUUCAGCGCGCUGGAGCAGGUCAGCUCGUACGCGCUGGUGUCGCUGCUCAUGCAGCUCUCCGACCUCUCCCGCUGCGCCGGCGACAUCUUCGGCGGGAUCCUCGGCGAGGCGGACUCGCUGUGCCAGCGCAGCGCCCGGCUCCAGCGCCGCCUCGGCACCCUCGAGGCGCUCCUCGCCCGCCUCGACCACCGCAAAGUCAAAAUCCCCGUUUCCAACCUAGAUGAAGAGAGUAGAUGGACAGUCCACUACACUGCUCCAUGGCACCAGCAGGAAAAUGUGUUCCUGCCUUCUUCAAGACCACCUUGUGUGGAGGACCUGCACCGACAAGCCAAGUUGAACCUCAAGUCAGUACUGAGAGAGUGUGACAAACUGCGGAGGGAUGGCUAUCGGAGCUCUCAGUAUUACUCUCAGGGCCCAACCUUUUCCUCUUCCUCCAGUGCAAUCUGUGGAAGUUACCAGGAUGAUUAUGAAGAAAUUGAACAAAAGUGUUCCGUCUCCUCCCCAGAAGAAGAAAAGCUCAUUACUGUCAAAAGGCCUAAAACGCCUGUUUCAAAUGAGUUAUCAGAUAUCAACACCCAAACAAACUGGACCAAGUCACUCCCACUGCCAACACCAGAAGAGAAAAUGCGACAACAAGCACAGGCAGUCCAAACAGAUGUGGUUCCUAUUAAUGUGACUGGGGAGAAUUUCGACCGCCAAGCCAGCAUUCGGCGGUCUCUAAUUUACACAGACACGGUGGUAAGACGGCCGAAGAAAGUCAAAAGGAGAAAGACUAUUACAGGAAUCCCUGACAACAUACAAAAGGAGCUAGCAGUUGGCACUGGCCAAAGUGAUUUCCGAGGACAUUCGAUGUAUGUCCCUGAUCACUCUUCUACGCUAGGGAGACUAGACAGCUAUCGCUCUGCUAUGCAGCGUUCUGAAACCAAGGACACCAGCUGCCAGACUGAGGACGUGAAAGUUGUGCCCCCUUCAAUGAGAAGAAUACGAGCACAGAAAGGACACGGUAUUGCUGCCCAGAUGUCUCAGUUCUCCAGCUCAUCUGGAAACAUGUCAGUGAUGAGUGAUUCUGCUGCAGUUAUAUUUGCUUCACGCCAAAACAGUGACAUAGGUUUUCACAGCUUGCCUCGGGCUGGUGCAAGAGUAUCCCUGCAGUCCGUAGAACAGACACAGAGCAUCUCUAGGCAGACAGAAGACUUUGGUGGCACUUUGCCGCACCAGAUAAGUAAAUUGCAAGUGGAUGAUGGUGGUGUGCAUCUGAGAAAUAAUCCCACUACAGGGACCCUCUCAAGGCCAAAGUCUCAGGAGGUGAGAAGUUACGAGAGUGAAAAGUCCACAAGCCCAGCGUGUGUAGUCUCUCCUCAUGCCACCUACUCAACAAGCAUCAUACCCAAUGCAACACUGUCAUCCUCCUCAGAAGUUAUUGUUAUUCACACUGCCCAGAGUGCUGGAUCAUUGGAUAGUAAAAUUACUACCACUGCUGCCUACUCAAAGCCAAGAGACAAUCCUGUUGCCAGCAAUGCAGUAAGUGGGAAAGAUGAUCACCAUUCUUCAAGUGGUAACUGGAGCGAAAGUAGCUCCACACACCACUCUCAGACUUCAGAUACCAUUCCAUCUAAUACUGUCAUGAUGCUUUCUCUUGGUGACUCUGCUGUCUCCCUCGGCACUCCUGGAAAUGUGGAGGCUGGGCCUCAGAGUGUAAGCUACAGCUGUAGGAACAAUCUUGCUUUACCAAGCCAGUCCCAGGACAGUGACGGUAGGAGUGAAUCUAGCUAUUUGGGGGAGCGAACACAAGCAAUGAUGAACAGCGCAGAGCAUUGGCUGUACAAAUCUGCGGAAAAUAGUGAGACUCCUUCACGCAAAAUGGCUUGUGCCACACCAGGCUGUGCCACUCCUGUGAGCAACUUGAGCAGCAGCAGCCUGGAAAGGACUUCAGUCAAAGAAGAUUCUACUUCUCUCUAUUCGGUGGACCAUGAUGGUUAUUACACUUCCAUGCAUAUGGACUCUGGACUGAAGUCAGACAAGCCAUGCAAUAGUACUAAUGGUUUUGGGAAUGCCAGGGACAGUGUGGUUAAUGUUUUUGGUGGAAAAGAGAAAAAACAUCAGGAAGACCAGUCAGGCCAAACUGACAAAUCUCUUGCAAGAAAUAUAUCUUUAAAAAAGGCAAAGAAGCCACCUUUACCACCAUCCAGAACAGACUCACUUAGAAGGGUACCCAAGAAAAAAGCACAGUCCAAUGGACAGGUACUUGAUGAAACCCUCAUUGCUACCCUCCAGCAUUCUCUGCAGUUGAAUCUGAAGUGCAGAAAUGGCAGCUCCCCUUCCCAGAGCCCCUGCAGUGAUUAUGAAGAUCCCUGGGUGCUGCGUUCCCGCAGCCAAAGCUCUGUCAGUGUGAGUAGCAGCAUGAUGUCCACCCCUGCUCCAAAUCUGUACUCUAUCUGCACAGUCACACCCUCUCAGAGUGAAACAAGCAGCAUCAAGUCAGAGUACGCUGACCAGUGGGGUUACUACAGUGACUAUGCUGCAGUGACAGAUGACCAGGUAAAAUCCUCGGUGACUCAUUCAGCCAGUACGUCAUCUGCUCUCAGUGAUUACAGCAUAAGCCACUUCAGUGAUGGCUCAAGGGCUUCUGUGCCACAAGUGCCCAGUGGACUGGCUAAACCAAAGAAUGUUUCUCCGGAGAAAUCUCACCGAGUUACAUCGCCAUCGAGUGGGUACUCCAGCCAGUCCAAUACACCCACUGCGCUUACUCCAGUGCCUGUAUUAUUAAAGUCCACCUCAUCAGGAAAUGGGAAAUCUAAGCUGAAGCCUAAAGUGCCUGAAAGGAAAUCUUCUCUUCUGUCUUCAGUCUCCAUUUCUUCAUCUUCCACUUCCCUUUCUUCAAAUACAUCUACUGAAGGGAGCGUGAGUGUGAAGAAACUGGACUCCACCCGGAGCUCUCCUCUGGAUUCUGGUGUACCUCCUCCACCACCUCCCCUUCCAACAUCUCCUCCACAUUGUCCUGAUCUCUCUCCUCUCCCUCCCCCUCCUUCAGCAGAAGUCAUGGAUAUGUCACUAUUGCCAGCCUCUCCCACAUUCCCCCCUCCUCCACCAGAAGCUGAUGUCAUUUCUUCCUAUGCCCAGAAUGUCUCAUGGUUUCCGCAAGAAACCUCCAUCAGUUCAUUCUCUUCCCCUGUUCCUCCUCCUACUACUUUUCCCUCAGCUGUUCCACCUCCAGCACCACCUCUUGAUCCCAAACUGACAAAAGAUGUAACAAAAUACUCACAGUAUUCUUUUAAGAAACGUAACCAGGAAGAUUCUUGCUAUAGUCCAGUGAAACAGCCAUUCAAUAAGCAAGAUGCAUCAAGGCCUGUGAUGCCCUUAGUAACUACCAAAGCAUUGCAAAUGGUGCAGCUGAGAUCUGUGAAAAAAGCAACAGAAGGUGAACUGUCAGCUGAAUCUGCUUCUGAAACCGUAUCUCAGGAAAAGAGUGCUGUAAGUUCAUGCCCACAGGCUUCCCUAAAGCCAUCUUUCUCACUAAGACUGAGUAACAGCUUAGGUGAAGAGGAGAUGAAAACACACGGUGCUUCAUUUAAAAACUCAAUUCAAACACUGGCUCAGAGUUCUUUUCUGAUUCUAUCUGACAAUGUACCUGAGCUUGACAGUGAUCAAAAAUCUGCAAGUACAGUAGGUAUAAACAAAUCUUUUGAUGCUGAUUUACUGGAAACAGCUACUGAAGAUGCACUGGAGUCUUCAGUGCAGAAUGAAGACUUCCAUUCUGGCUGUAUCAGGAUGUCACUUCAGGGAUCAUCAACAUCUCCGGACAAGACUCAGGUCGUAUUGCCAAACAAGAAACCCCCUCCUAUUUCAAAGAAACCCAAACUGUUCCUUGUUGUACCACCUCCACAGUUAGAUCUUACAGAGGAGAAAAUAGCUGAUAUGAGUGAUACUGCCAGAAGCGCAUCAAGCCCAACUAAGAGAGACGCUGUGCUUGCACACUGCAAGGAGGUGAGAAACUGUCUUACAGAUGGACCCAGUUCUAGCGAAAUGGACUCUGGCAGCCUGGUUCCUGAGGGAGGAGCUGCUGGAUUCACUUUCUCUGAAACUGUGGAAGCUAAUGCUUUUAUGGUACAGCCUGCUGCAUCACCAGUUCAAGAAGCUCCUAGGCAGGAGGAGCAGCCCAUUUUUGAUGAAGGAAGCAGUUCAGGCAGCAGCCAAGGCAGCAGCAGUAAUACUGACGGGCACCUAUCUCAGGAGAACGAAAGUGCGGAGGUGUUUGAAUUGGAUACAGCAAAUAGUUCAUUCAUUCCUAGCCAUAGUUAUGGGGAAGAGACGGAUGGGGUGGCAACACCAGCAAGACCAAGGACUACUGAGGAUCUUUUUGCAGCCAUUCACAGAUCCAAAAGGAAAGUCCUUGGCCGUAAAGAUUCUGAAGACGAUCGUACCCGCAACCAUUCUCCAUCACCCCCCGUAACACCUACUGGCGCUUCCCCAACCUUAACUACCCUCAAACAAGCAGGAUCUAUUCAGAGAAGCAUUCGCAAAAGCAGCACUAGCAACGACAACUUCAAGGCCCUGCUGCUGAAAAAAGGAAGCCGUGGUGACACCAGUUCCCGCAUGUCAGCAGCAGAGAUGUUGAAGAACACAGACCCACGGUUCCACCGGACAAAGGCAGAUGCUGCCCCUGACCUUUCUGACAGCCCUGCCAGUUGCUCACCCAGCAAGAGCAAACGGGCCCAGGAGGAGUGGGCCAAGAGUGAGGGCCUGAUGCCAAGGAGCAUGUCCUUCUCUGGCACUAGGUACGGCCGAUCACGAACUCCCCCCUCAGCUGCCAGUAGCAAGUACAAUGUUCGCAACCGCAUCCAGAGCAGCCCUAUGACUGUGAUUAGUGAGGGAGAUGGGGAAGUGGUGGAACAGUCAGAGAGCAGGAUCCGAAGGACUUUGGAAGAGCAGCAAGAGAGGCAGCUUGAUGUGUUUAACAGUGACGAAAUGGACACGAAUGACUUUCCAUAUGCUGAAGAGCCUGGCUGCAAGGAGACCUUGAAUUCAACCCAUGUAGACUUAAUGACUCAACCAGGUACUUCAAGGAAGUAUCUAAGCCCUUCAGCUGAAGAAAGUUAAAGAGGCAGUGACAAAAGGCAUUGGGUAUUAGUCUAGAAAAUGACAGAGGACUAGAUCCAAAAAGAAAGCCCAGACCUAGACAAAUUUACUUUGCUGAGCAUUUAUUCAAUGAACUGCAUGUGUGUGUUUAAAUGCUGAAGCAAUGAUAGUUCUGCAUGGUUGGGGUGGGUUGGGAAGGACUUCCUUCGAAUGAGUGGUCUGUGGCUUAAAGAACAUAACAUUGAGAUAUCUGUGUAAAGCCUUAGAAGUCCUCUUGGGGGGAAGUUUUCAGAGCCUGUAGGGGGUGUGAUGUUUUUCUUUUUCUUGAGACUGCAAUUGUGCAAGCAAAACUUAGGGAUAAACCUGAAAAGGGAAUGGGAAGGCUUCUGUGGCACAACCUGGACAUUUGCUUCAAAAGCAUUGAAUUGGUGCAACAUAAUAUUCAUUAAGCACAGAGAGGCAGGAUGAGGCACAUCACCUGUGAGAAGGUAGUAGAUUUGGUGGUGGGGUUGCAUGGCUUCUUACUACAGUAUGCACCUAUGUUAGAUGAAGUAAGUCCUGCUAAUGCAAAUAGGUCACCAGGUUAUGAGUUGGUCGAGGAUACUGUCUUUUUUUCCUGAGGGAAAAUGAAAUACUUAAAAUGGAAAAGGGAGCACAGAUUUAUAACAUAGUACUAGCUGCUGUGCAGCCACCCACACACACUUGGUGAAACAUUGAUCUCCAAGUGAAUUGCUUCCUUGAAUAGUGUAUUCCCUUAGAGAACUGAAACAACUGGAUGUGUGCAGAGGAUGCAAGCCAACAACAGAAAAGUGGGAGAGGACUUGAGCAAUAUGCUCCUGGAGUUUGGAAGGGUUAGGUUUAUGAAUUGAAAAACAAAAUUUGACUUUGAGAACUUGCACUACAGAGCUGUAGGUAGAGCCUGUCUUUCAAAAUUGAAACUUGGGAGUUAUGUUUUUCCAGAAGUCUGUCUUCCAUUUCUCAAAAUGGAAAGAUUAUUGCUUUUCAUCACUUGAAAUAUCAGAUACUUGCUAACUUUUGGUUACCAAAGAAUAAGUUACAGUUACUUUCCUUUUUGAUUUGCCUGCAGUAUUUCUUUUUUAACCAUAAUAAUUUAGUGAGGUUUGAUUUUAUUGUAUAUUUUACAGAUGAUAAAAACAUUUAACGGUUUUCCAGUCGUAAAGAAAACCAUUAAUUUUGGUUCUUAGUAGGAAUGAAACUUUUAAUUUUUGAGAAGAAUUUUGCAUCAUUUGAUGGCGUGCGCAGUUUUUGUAUUGUUUGUAAAUAUUGGAAGUUGUUAAAAUAUCUUUUGAUCUCCCUACUGUAGGAUUUAUACAUUUUUAGACUGCUUUUAAGAAGAAAAAGCACUCCUUGUAGAUUAUUUAUUUUAGAGAAAUAUGCUUGUAAUCGCUUUCUUCAGUCCUUUACUUGUUAGUAAUGUAAAUUUCAGAGGCCUUCGUUUAACUCUUUCUUUCACAAGGUGGGAACAGUGAUGAAAAUGCUGUGACUUUGCUUCAAUAAAGGAAAAGGCUGCCAGUUGCCA